UAUAGCAGGUGUGUCCUAGACUGAGGGUACGGUUCAAACACUUAGUGUCGUCAGCAGUGGAAGCUAACUACAUGAGUAGCAGUGACCUUCUCUCUUUGCUACCGGAUAAUGUGGAGGCGUCUGCCCGAAUGACAAGUUAACGUCUUCUUCAUUUUGGACUUCGAAGGCUUCCAGAGCUCACACGUUUUAAACAAAGUUAAGCAGAAUUGUGCUAGAAGAUGGAUACCCAGGAAGAAUCAAAGAGUUGUUCAGUCAGCGUCCUGUCCUGGGAGCAGGUGAGCCGGCUGAAUGAAGUUCUUACCGAUGUCGUUCCCGUUCACGGACGUGGGAACUUUCCGACUUUAGAGGUACGACUCAAAGACAUUGUGGCUUGGGUGCGCUCCCGUCUGGAGCUAAGUGGCAUUAGAGUAAAAGACAUACGUUUAAAUGGCUCCACUGCCAGUCAUGCGCUGGUGCAGGACAUUGGCUGGAACUACAAAGAUCUGGACAUCAUUUUCAGGGUGGACCUACCCCAUGAGACUGAGUUCAGGGUGAUUAAGGAUGUGGUGCUCGGAACCCUGCUGGACUUUCUGCCCGAGUGUGUGAACAAAGAGAAAAUUACACCCAUGACUCUUAAAGAGGCUUAUGUCCAGAAGCUGGUUAAGGUCAACACAGAGCAGGACCGCUGGAGCCUCAUCUCCCUUUCCAACAACAACGGCCGCAAUGUGGAGCUUAAGUUUGUGGACUCAAUACGGCGGCAGUUUGAGUUCAGUGUGGACUCCUUUCAAAUCAUGCUGGACUCCAUGCUCUCAUACUAUGACCUAGCACAGGCCCCCAUGUCACAAGCCUUUCACCCUACUGUAUAUGGGGAGAGCAUGUACGGGGACUUUAAGGUGGCCUUGGGUCAUCUGCGGAACAAGCUCAUUGCCACCAAGCGGCCCGAAGAGAUACGAGGUGGUGGCCUGCUGAAAUACUGCAACCUACUUGUGCGGGACUUCCGCCCUGCCAGUGAGGAAGAAUUUAAAGGCCUGGAACGCUACAUGUGCUCCCGCUUCUUCAUCGAUUUCCCCGACAUUGGUGAGCAGCAGCGCAAGGUGGAAGCCUACCUACAGAGCCACUUCAUUGGUGAGGAAAAGAGCAAGUAUGACUACCUCAUGAUCCUGCGGCGUGUCAUCAAUGAGAGCACGGUGUGCCUGAUGGGCCAUGAACGACGGCAGACCCUUCAUCUCAUUUCUCUAAUGGCCUUCCGGGUUCUGGCAGAGCAGAACGCCAUCCCAGACGCUUCAUGUGUCACCUGCUACUAUCAGCCGGCGCCUUAUGUCCGUGACCACAACUUCAGCAACUACUAUGUGGCCUACCAGAACAUUCCAACAUGGCUGCCGUGUAACUGACAAAACAAACAAAGAGAUAGGAUGUAGAAUAGGGCACUGUCGCUGCUGCUUCUGAGAAGAAGAAAAAGAAAAGAAAGGGGGGAGGGGCUUAAAAAAUUAUAGAGGCAAUAAUGCUAUGUUUUCUCUCAAGGCACAAUUAUAUUUAAGUGGACAAGUGUUUUGCUUUGUUUUUGCAAUCCUUUCUCAUUCCUUAUCUACAGACAUGUUUGGGUCAUUGAAAAGAAAGUGAUAUUUUAAGUGUUCUUUAGAUUUGUUUCUUGUGUUGUUUGGUUGUUUUCCUGUACUUUAAGCUUAUUCUACAGUUGGAAGUUCAGUUUUGUGCCUUACCUUUUUGGAAGGUUUAUCCCUCAGUAAUUUAAGUAUGGGCUAUUUUUUUUUGUGGAAAGGCAGUUUAAGAAGAAAUGUUGUAACCCUAAGUAAUUGGAGUUAAAGAAAAUCAUGAAAAGGUUAGGAAAAAAAAAAAUUAAAAUACAUCUAAAAACUGUGAUUGAGAAAGGGAUAACGUGAAAUGUUACAACCCCCCAAAAAAAGUAGAGCACUGGUGUUAAAACAUUUGGUCACUGCGGAGGGACUAGUGGUGGUACAAUUUUGGUCACAUCAGUAAUUUAAGGAAAAAUAAAAAUAUUAUUUUAAGUUCUUUUGACGUGUAAAUAGCGCUUACACAGACAGACUGCUCUCCGUGAUAUCCCAGCAGUGCCUGUAAACUGUGCGUUUUUUAUGUUUUCACUGUGAAUAUAAGUUGAGGACGAGCCCCCCUCCUCUAUAUUUUCCCUGUGUACUGUGUCCUGCAUGUUUCAGCCCUGACUGGUUUUGAGACAAACUUUCAGGUAGACACUUCAAGCCUCGUGCAGACGAACUUCCUAUGUAGAUGUGUGGUUAAAGCCUUGCUGACCCUCAGAGGUGCCUGGCUAUUGCGGCAAGUCUGAGUGACUUUGGCCCUGCAGUGAGAACCAGGCUGCCUUGAGCGAAAGCUGACUGGGAGUCCUCGAGUGUCAGGCCCACAAGCUGUCCCUUCCCUUAUAAGGAGCAGCACAUGGUGGGGACCACUUGGUCGUCCCUCACAACCAUUGCAGGCUUGACAGCAGCCCUGAAAUGGGAUCCUCCUCUGACGCAGCUUUCAAACUUACAGGCCUAACUAUAAUUAUCCUUUUUUUUUUUUUUUUUUUUUUUUUUUGGAGGAGGUCCCUUCAGUUAGGAACCAGGGAUGGUUGUGUGUGGAGCAGCAGCAGUAACAGCAGCCUUUUUCUUAAGUGCAUGCUGGGAUCAUGCAGUGUUUGAACCCCUUUUGUGGUCAUGGCAGGAUAAGACAUCUCACAGUUUUACUGGUAUGCUGGGAGAAACGCCUGCAUGUCUUACUGAGAGAAAAGUGGGUGCCUGUGCCAGCCCCCCCCCCCCCCCCCCCCC
Molecule: messenger RNA, 2774 nt
Organism: Cynoglossus semilaevis (tongue sole)
Lineage: Eukaryota; Metazoa; Chordata; Actinopteri; Pleuronectiformes; Cynoglossidae
Gene: tent5c
Product: terminal nucleotidyltransferase 5C
Exons: 2
Coding region: 219-1370 (383 amino acids)
Biological process (GO): mRNA stabilization
Molecular function (GO): RNA binding; poly(A) RNA polymerase activity
Source: RefSeq, a predicted model, not a curated record